Molecule: messenger RNA, 2542 nt
Organism: Stereum hirsutum FP-91666 SS1
Lineage: Eukaryota; Fungi; Basidiomycota; Agaricomycetes; Russulales; Stereaceae
Product: DEAD-domain-containing protein
Exons: 8
Coding region: 76-2514 (812 amino acids)
Molecular function (GO): nucleic acid binding; ATP binding; RNA helicase activity
Source: RefSeq, a predicted model, not a curated record
GUCAGGCGUAAAAGCCUGCUGUAAUUUCUCUCACCCUGCCUUUGCAUGCGUCUCUAGUAAACUCUAGCUCCCAUCAUGGCCUCUACUUCUCGUCAAAAUGACUUUAUCAUGACCUUGGACUCGGACGUUGAGGACGAACCUCAGGCCAUCCCUCAGACUAAUGGCAAGGCAUCUAAAAAACAAAAAGCUGCAGGCGACGACGAUGCUCAGCUUGACCCAGACUUUGUGUUCGAUCUCUCCGGGGACCCCUACAAUGACUUGUUGGAUAGUAGGUUGGAUGUAGGAGAUCUGGUGAAGAAGGGAUCGAAACCGGAGCCGAUAUCUGUGGACGAUAUUAUUGCAAAGCGGAGGCUUGGGAAAGUAUCAGGGAAGCGAAAGCGCGAGGUAGAAGACGAGGAUGAGGACGAAGAUGAUGAGGAAGACGAGGAAGAGCUGUCAGCUGCUGGUGAGGAUGACGACGAGGAUAAUGAUGUUGGGAGUGGAAGUGAAGAGGGCUUUGUUGGAUUCGAUGCCGAAGACGGAGAUGACCCACUCGCGACGUCGGAUGAGGAUGAGGAGGCAGGUUCUGGAGAAGACGACGACAACGACGAAGAAGAAGACGAAGAGAGCGACGAAGGACCUUCAUCCGAAGACGAAAGUGAACCGGAGACUCAGGCCGAGAAGGACAGGAAAACCGCAUUUUUCGCUUCUGACGCACCCUCAUCCGACACCCAUUCAUCCUUCCUCACUAUGAAUCUUUCACGUCCGGUGCUCAAGGCUCUCACUACGCUUGGAUUCAAUACACCGACUCCCAUUCAGGCAGCAACCAUACCUGUCGGACUCCUGGGGAAGGAUGUCGUCGGAAAUGCCGUGACGGGUUCAGGAAAGACUGCUGCGUUCAUCAUUCCGAUGAUCGAGCGACUUCUCUACCGAGACAAGGGCAAGAAAGCUGCUGCUACCCGGUGUUUGAUUCUUGUCCCUACGCGAGAGUUGGCCGUUCAGUGUUACGAAGUAGGCAAGAAACUCGGAACACAUACAGACAUCCAAUUUUGUCUCAUCGUAGGUGGACUGUCAUUAAAGUCUCAGGAAGUUGCUCUUCGUGCACGACCAGACGUAGUUAUCGCUACACCUGGUCGGCUGAUCGACCACCUGCGCAACUCGCCAUCUUUUACUCUCGACGCCCUCGAUAUCCUUGUCCUCGACGAAGCCGAUCGUAUGCUGUCCGACGGUUUCGCAGACGAACUCACAGAGAUCAUCCAGUCAUGUCCUACCUCACGCCAAACCAUGCUCUUCUCCGCCACUAUGACUGAUUCCGUCGAUGAGCUCGUCAAGAUGUCACUCAAUAAACCUGUUCGUCUGUUCGUCGACCCUAAACGAAGCACGGCUCGUGGUUUGGUUCAGGAGUUUGUCCGCGUUCGCGCCGGGAAAGAGUCAGACAGGUCCGCCUUGCUCGUCGCACUGUGCAAACGGACAUUCAAGUCGGGUGUGCUCAUCUUCUUCCGGAGCAAGAAGCUGGCACAUCAAGUACGAAUCAUGUUCAGUCUGCUGGGUAUGAGCUGCGAGGAGCUACAUGGAGAUCUAUCUCAGGAGCAGCGUCUAAAAUCGCUACAACUCUUUCGCGACGGAGCCGUCGACUACCUGAUGGCGACCGACCUUGCCUCCCGUGGUCUGGAUAUCAAGGGUAUUGAUACCGUCAUCAAUUUUGAUAUGCCAGGCCAGUUAGCACAGUACUUGCAUCGUGUAGGUCGUACGGCUCGAGCUGGCAAGAAGGGUCGAUCCGUAACAUUAGUAGGAGAAGCCGAUCGCAAGAUGCUGAAGGCUGCCAUCAAGCAUUCAGCAGGAGCCGAUCAAGUCAGGCAUCGUACUGUCCCCCCUGAGAUUGUGGCGAAGUAUGUGAAGAAGUUGGAUUCGCUCAAGCCCGAGAUUACUGGUGUCAUGCAGGAUGAGAAGGAGGAGAAGCAUCUGCGGAAAGCGGAGAUGGAGCUUCAAAAAGGCCAGAAUAUGAUCAACCACGAGGAUGAGAUCUAUUCACGGCCGGCGAGGACAUGGUUCCAGUCUGGCAAGGAGAAACAGAAGGCAGCAGACCUCAGCAAGUCUCAGUAUGAAGCCGGCUAUUCCGCGGCCAAUGCUGGUAAAGGCAAGGAUGCACCUGUGGACACGACUAAGCCCAAGCGCGACAAAUUCUCUGGCCUCUCCCGCCGAGUCAAGCGGCGAAAACUCGCGCUCGAAGAGGACGAAGCAGCGGGCGACCACAAAGUCGUCAAUGCUGCCAUCCGAUCCGCCAAAAAGGCAGCGCGGCCCAACAAGAUCGGCGUCCCAGAAAAACGCGACAGUAAGAAAGGCAGCAAGUCGCGAGACAAAAAAUCAAAAACGAAGCCGAAGGUCACGAAGGGCGGGAACUUUGGGAGUGAUAUGGGGCAGAGGGGAGGUGCGAAAGCACAAAACGAAGGGAUCCGGGCGAAGAAGGGAGAUUCAAUCGGGGGUAUGAAGAAGGGAGGGAAGGGUGGCGGUGGGAAGCGGAAGGGCAAGAAGUAGUGGGCAACCUUAGAUGGAGACUACUAUU